Glossina fuscipes is the source of this 1525-nucleotide messenger RNA. Its product is annotated as serine protease inhibitor 42Dd-like. Gene Ontology annotation, molecular function: serine-type endopeptidase inhibitor activity. The transcript has 4 exons. NCBI's taxonomy places the organism in Eukaryota, Metazoa, Arthropoda, Insecta, Diptera, Glossinidae. The record is from RefSeq and is a predicted model, not a curated record. The coding region runs from base 145 to 1332 and encodes 395 amino acids.
GAAAAUUGAGACGUAAAAUAUACAAACCAAACUCUUGAACUGCUUUCAGUAUUGAGUUGAAUUUCAAAGAAUAUAAAAGCAGCGACGAUCUUAAAGAACUUGCAGUCAAAAUUUAACCAAUUAAUUCCAAAGGAUCGAUCGAACAUGAAAUCAUUAUUACUUGUUUUCGCGGUGUUUAGUGAAUUUUCACAAGGCAAGGUGCUGAGCAAUACGGUGCAAAGUAUUGCGCGCAAUAUAUUUGCUGCCGAUUUUUAUAACGCUGUUGCAAGCGACAAAUGGACUGAGAAUGUUGUUGUCGCCCCGGCCGCAGUGCAGACUUCAAUGGCUUUAGCUUAUUAUGGUGCCAAAGGGAAGACAGCAACCGAAAUAGAAACUGGUUUACGUUUAGGUUCCAAUAAUGCCGAAGAUGUGGCUCAACGCUUUGGCGAAUUCCAGCAAAGUUUUACGCGUGACAAUUACAUACGUUUAUCGAAUCAUGUCUAUAUCAAUGAAAAUCUCGAAUUUAAGGGUAAAUUUAGAGACAUCGCUCAACGGAACUUCGAUUCCAAUAUUGAGAAGGCCGAUUUUCAUCCGCCAUAUAAUAAACGCACUGCGGAACGUAUAAGUAAGGUUGUGGAAACGAAAACCAAUGGAAAAAUCACUGAUAUCUUAAAAUCGCAACAACUCGAUGAUCUCACUGAGGGCGUCAUUGUUAAUGCCCUUAGCUUUAGUGCGCCCUGGCAGAAAGCUUUUCGCGCUGAUAAAACCGCAAAACGUGAUUUCAGCGAUGGAAAUAAUCGACAAACUUUCAAAGUCGACACCAUGUGGUCGCUUAACAAUUACAAGUAUGGUGAAUUUAGUAACUUGGAUGCAACAGCUGUUGAGUUGCCCUACCAGAAUGCUGACUAUUCCAUGGUUGUUAUUUUACCAAAUCGCUCAAACGGUUUGCGCAACUUGAUACAAAGCUUGUCUGGCAAGAAUUUGGUAACGUUGUUGGAGGCCGGAAUGACUAUGCAAAAGGUUGAAAUAUAUUUGCCGAAAUUUAGUGUAUCGUUUGGUAUAAAUCUGCAGGAACCUUUUCGAAAGCUGGGCAUCACUACGAUGUUUACACGCGACGGUGACUUUGGUAACAUGUAUCGCAUGUUCGUCAGCCACUACAUUAACAGUGCCAAUCAUAAAGCCUAUGUUGAGGUCACUGAGGACGGCACCGAGCAAUCACUGCAAUCAGGUGGACUUAAAAACAUUUUCUCAGGCACUAAAAAAUUCGAUGCCAAUCAUCCGUUUGUCUUUGCCAUUAAACAUAAAGAUUCCAUUAUACUUAUGGGACAUAUCGCGAAUAAUGUUUAUGUAUAAUCAACACUGGUCAUACGAAUGACUUCUUUCUAUCUUAUCAUACAUUCUUUAAGGCCUUUGAAAAAAAGGAAUUCGAAGGACAGCUUAGAGACAGAUUAGCAAGUAAAGGUGAAAAGCAAUAAUUUAUAAAAAUAAAUAUGAAAAUAAUAAUAAAAAAAUUCGUAUAAAUAACAAAAUACAUUUUUUUGUUCGA